AUGACAAGUGCCCUACCGGCAAUGUCUACAUCCCAAAAGCAUCGCGAUUUUCUUUCGGAGCCGAUUGGAGAAAAAUCCGUGUUUGAAUUACCUGGAAUUGGAGCUAAGCUUGGAGAAAGGCUCGAAAGCAAAGGAUUUAAGUACGCAUACGUCGUACUUGGGCAGUUUCUCUUAAUAAACCGCGACGAAGAACUAUUCAAAGAGUGGCUUAAAGACAUAUGCGGCGCAAAUUCAAAGCAAUCAAAUGAUUGCUUUACUGCACUUCAACAAUGGACUCAACAAUACAUUUUUUGA
Molecule: messenger RNA, 294 nt
Organism: Protopolystoma xenopodis
Lineage: Eukaryota; Metazoa; Platyhelminthes; Monogenea; Polystomatidea; Polystomatidae
Source: the annotation of a GenBank genome assembly